UCCUUAGGGGAAAGCGCACAAAUCACUCCCAUUUUAACAGGAGGGAAAACACGGGAUCUUCAUCCACAAGGGUCCACCUUUCUUUCUAGCAUCCCAUUUCUCAUUCAUUUCUUUUAAGGAGAGAAAGAUCUGUGGUGAAAAAAAAGAAAAAAAAAACUUGUCACUGGAUGAUGAUGACACUUGAUCUAGCAGUCUGAAAGCUGUAGUUGAUCAUAUUGUUUCGUAAACUGACAUUAGAUCUGUUUAUUAAGACUUUUUCUUAAAACAGAAGGGACAGCAGCCAACCCUCAAGUAUUGUUUUUCUGAUUUGCAGUCAUUUCUUCUUUUUUUUUCCCCUGCUGAUUGUUCCUAUCUACAAGCUUGGAUUCUGACAGCGUGCUCCCUCUCUCCUGAUAUUUUUUCUUUUUUAUAUACACGUUACAUCAUUCGUUGGUGAUUUGAAGAAUCAAGGUCGGGAAAAGAAAAGGUUGUUUUCAUGUUUGGGAUUCAAGAAAACAUUCAAAGGAGUGGGAGCAGCAUGAAAGAAGAACCCAUCGGGACGGGGAUGAAUGCAGUCCGAACAUGGAUGCAGGGAGCCGGGGUACUGGAUGCAAACACAGCCGCUCAAAGUGGAGUGGGUCUAGCCCGGGCUCACUUCGAAAAACAGCCGCCUUCCAACCUGAGGAAAUCCAACUUUUUCCACUUCGUGUUGGCCCUGUACGACAGACAAGGACAGCCAGUAGAGAUUGAAAGGACUACUUUCUUGGGAUUUGUAGAAAAGGAAAAAGAAUCUAGUGGUGAAAAAACUAAUAAUGGAAUACAUUACAGGCUACAGCUCCUCUACAGCAAUGGUAUUAGAACGGAGCAGGACUUCUACGUGAGGCUGAUUGAUUCCAUGACCAAACAGGCUAUUAUUUAUGAAGGACAAGACAAAAACCCUGAAAUGUGCCGAGUUUUACUGACACACGAAAUAAUGUGCAGCCGAUGCUGCGACAAGAAGAGCUGUGGCAACCGGAACGAGACGCCAUCGGACCCUGUGAUAAUUGACAGGUUCUUCUUGAAGUUCUUUUUGAAAUGCAACCAGAAUUGCCUAAAGAAUGCUGGGAACCCUAGGGACAUGCGCAGGUUCCAGGUUGUUGUUUCCACAACAGUAAACGUGGACGGCCAUGUCCUCGCAGUCUCAGACAACAUGUUUGUGCACAACAACUCAAAGCAUGGGCGGAGGGCUCGGAGGCUCGAUCCCUCUGAAGGUACGCCCUCUUAUCUGGAACAUGCCACACCAUGCAUCAAAGCCAUCAGCCCCAGCGAAGGAUGGACUACAGGAGGGGCCACAGUCAUCAUAAUUGGAGAUAAUUUCUUUGACGGCUUGCAAGUCAUAUUCGGUACCAUGCUGGUCUGGAGUGAGCUCAUCACUCCCCAUGCGAUUCGAGUGCAAACCCCGCCGAGGCACAUCCCCGGGGUGGUGGAAGUCACACUGUCCUACAAAUCCAAGCAGUUCUGCAAGGGGACCCCCGGGAGGUUCAUCUACACAGCUUUGAAUGAACCAACCAUUGACUACGGCUUCCAGAGGUUACAAAAGGUCAUCCCUAGACAUCCGGGUGACCCUGAGCGUUUACCAAAGGAGGUUAUACUGAAAAGAGCUGCAGAUUUAGUCGAAGCUCUGUAUGGCAUGCCACAUAAUAAUCAGGAAAUCAUCCUGAAGCGGGCAGCGGACAUUGCAGAAGCCCUCUACAAUGUCCCUCGGAACCACAACCAGCUCCCAGCCCUCAGCAACACAUCUGUGCACGCGGGGAUGAUGGGAGUGAAUUCCUUCAGUGGCCAGCUAGCCGUCAACGUGUCAGAGUCUACCAAUCAGGGUUUCACUCGGAACACGAGCAGCGUAUCACCUCAUGGGUAUGUGCCAAGCCCCACACCUCAGCAGACGAACUAUAACUCAGUGACAACAGGUAUGAAUGGAUACGGCAACACUGGGAUGUCAAACCUGGGAGGAUCGCCAAGCUUUCUCAAUGGAUCAGCUGCCAACUCACCCUAUGCCAUUGUGCCAUCCAGUCCUACCAUGGCCUCCUCAACCAGUCUGCCCUCCAACUGCAGUAGCUCCUCCGGGAUAUUCUCAUUCUCACCUGCCAACAUGGUGUCUGCUGUGAAACAGAAGAGCGCCUUCGCCCCAGUGGUGAGGCCGCAGACCUCGCCGCCGCCCACUUGCAGCAGCGCCAACGGCAACAGCCUGCAAGAUCAGUCUUUUGUGGACUCUAGCAAGUACUCCACUGCAGGCUCACUUCAGGGCCUGGCCUUCUCCUGAACUAUACCUGGAAUGAUUGUUCCUCCAAUGUAGAAGAUGAAGCUACGACCGGGAUAGAAAACAACUUUGAAGACGAUUUUUUUUUUUUGUAACUCCAGAAGGAGGUUGACCGCAGGUCCCAGCGAGGAGCAGAACUUAUAACUCAGGCCUUUUUAAAAAGGAAUCACAUUUAAAAAAAAAAAAAAAAGAAAAAGAUUAAAAAAAAGAUUGCAGCAGCUUUUAAAUCUCUAAACCUUGUGAACACCGCUGAGGCACGGAACAGGCAAAGUGUUGUUUGAAUAUUGUAAGAAAUAUUUAUUCUUUGUUGUGGAAAAUAUCUGCUUUUCCAAUUUGUUUUUCAUUUCAGCGAACAAUCAUAUGCCUUUUAUAAAUUGUAAUGCACACAAGGGGCGCUAUAUCAGAGUUUUGUGUUUUUAUUUAUAAUGUUUAUAAAACUGUGUGUGUGAAGAGAGCAACUGAUUAGAUAUGAUAGAAGGAAAGGGUAGCAAAAGAAUUAGCAUAGGGUAGAAAACUUAGGGCCUCUAAAUCAAUUUUUUUAAAAUUGAGAAGUAAGGGUCAACUGGUAAAUGUUGUUAAAUAAAUAAAUAGUUUAACAUUUGCAUUAACCUGGUUGAAAAUAUCACCUUGAAAGGGAUAUAUUUGUGUCUGCUGAUAGCUCUCCAGUAGUUUUAAGACAGAAUCAAGCAUAAAUAGAAAACUCUUUUAAAAGAAUAUAUUUUAAACUUCUUUGAGAAAACAUUAGCUGCUAUGCAAUGCAAGGAUAUCAGUCAUGCAUUGAGAUAGUGGUUGCAACAUUUUUUUUUUCCUUUCAUAAUAUAAAGGUAUCAUUUUAUAUUUUUUUAACGGCAGAUUCAAAUUGUUUGCUUACUUUUCUGUCUAAGUGACUGACAGCUUGGGUUGCCCCUA
Polyodon spathula (Mississippi paddlefish) is the source of this 3184-nucleotide messenger RNA. RefSeq names its product transcription factor COE1. Gene Ontology annotation, molecular function: RNA polymerase II cis-regulatory region sequence-specific DNA binding; DNA-binding transcription factor activity, RNA polymerase II-specific. Gene Ontology annotation, biological process: regulation of transcription by RNA polymerase II. Bases 476 to 2278 code for a protein of 600 amino acids. The transcript has 17 exons. The record is from RefSeq and is a predicted model, not a curated record. Lineage: Eukaryota; Metazoa; Chordata; Actinopteri; Acipenseriformes; Polyodontidae.